Molecule: messenger RNA, 1623 nt
Organism: Oryza sativa Japonica Group (Japanese rice)
Lineage: Eukaryota; Viridiplantae; Streptophyta; Magnoliopsida; Poales; Poaceae
Source: RefSeq, a predicted model, not a curated record
CUCCCCCUCUCUCUCUCUGGGGGCUUCGCCUGCGCGGUUGCGCGUGCUAGGGCGAGCCGGCGAUCGCGCGCGCGGCGGCGGCGGCGGCGGAGGAGGAAGAGGAGGAGUGGGCGACGCGACGCGACGCCGCGCCGCGCGGCCGUGUGCUCUACCUGGACGUACGAGGGAGGGGGGCCGAGCCGAGAGACCAGCUUGGCCGCGGUGCGAUCGCGGGCGGCAGGCGUACGUGCGUGCAGCGGCGGCGGCGGCUCUGUGCCUACCGUCGGCGGGGCGGCAGGGCGUCGGAGCUGCCUCUGUUUUGAUGAUAAAAGUGAGAAUGCCUGGAAGUCUCGAGUUGGUGUGCUUUAUGUGAUGCACCCGAUAACAUUUUUCACCAAUAUCAUUGGUGUGGUGACCAUUGUUCUGAUCUCCAUCGUCUCCAUCUUGGGCCUUAUUUGCCUGUGCCACUCACUGAACUUCCAAUUGUUGAUCAAACGGAGGAGGAGAAAUUACUACCAAGCGAAUGACGAGCAGCUUAGCUACUUCAAUGGGCCAUGGCUGACUCGCAUAACAUUAAUACUGGUUGCACUAUGGUGGGGUGUUGGAGAGGUGUUGCGGCUCACAUUUGUCAAUGGGGAGGGGAGGUUCAUUUCUGAUCAGACAUGGCAAGCCAAUGUAUGCAAAUUUUACAUCGUCUCAAAUUUGGGGUUUGCAGAACCAGGGUUGUUCCUGUUGCUAGCUUUCCUUCUUAGUGCAGCAUUGCAAAAUCAAGAGGUUGGUGCCUUAAAUCGUAAAUGGAACCAGAGGACCAUAUGUGCAGUGUUUAUGCUCUGCUCACCCUCACUCAUAUGGGAAGCUUGUGUAGUUUUUAUUGGUCCUCAUAUUGCUUCAAACGAUGGACAGACAUCAAAGGUUGCAAAGUAUUGGUAUUCAGCCUCUUCAGUCCAUGAUGGCGAUGUUGCAUGCACAUACCCAUUGUUGAGCAGCAUAUUUCUUGGGACGUUCUACACCGUGUUAACUCUUUAUGUCAUAUUUGUUGGAGGGCAGAUAUUAUCUUUAGUGAUCAACAAGGGGCUUCGACGGAGGAUAUAUAUGCUAAUUUUUGCCACCGGAAUACUGCUUCCUCGAGCUAUGUUUCUUGGAUUCUCGGUUCUUCCAUGGCCAGGUGAAAUAGUCCAUGAAUCUCUCGUGUUUGUCUCCUUCCUUGUCCUGAUGAUUGCUGCUAUGCUUGGUAUUGUUAUUCUGGUGUAUUUCCCAGUUGCGGAAACCUUUGAAGUAAGAAACCAAGAGCAUAUUGAGCUGCAAACAAGUCAUUCCAUUGCCCUGUGAAUCUUUGAUGGCUGAGCCUUAUGAUUUGACAUAUGUUUCAGCUUUUCAUUCUAAGGACAAGACAUUGGGAGAUGCUUCAGAUUUAUUAUGUGGUUGUUGCUGAGAGCUAUCUCCCCAAUUUUGUAAACAUAGAACAAAUUAGAUUAGGUUAUCGUUCUCCUUUCUUUUCUUCAUGCAUGUCGCCAUGAACAGAAGUUAUACCCUGUACAAUAGUUUCUAUAGGCUAGUGAAAUGACCAGGCAUACUUUACCUAUUAUAUGGUGUAGUGCAUCGAGAAAAAAAACUUAAUAAUGAUCAGUUUGUGGUUGUAGUGAA